GUGGAUAUUAAUGAUUCCAAGAUGGCUAGAUCUGAUGUUUUACUUUACCCCUCUGACCUUUCCACGAGUGUCACUAUCAGAGCAACUUGUAUAAAAGGAUUACAAAUUACAAACUGUCUAAAAUAACUCAGCUGUGGUGCUGCAUAGAUACCGUACAACGUCAACAUCACCAGUUUUCUUACCUUAUCACCGGCGCCACUGCGUGUGUGAGUUGGAGAUGGGGGGUGAACUAUCUUGUCGUUAACCACGACAUCUCUUCUUUGAUUCGUGUCAACAAACUGGAUAGGAAGCGGAAUCCGCUGAAGCGUCGUACAGCAGACGAACAUGAAUAGACUGAAUCGACCAAAGCUCAGCUCCUGGAAGGGAAGAGAUACAGGACAAGAUGACGAGACUGAGAAAAAAAGAAAAAGAAGAUGAUGGAGGUCACAGAGGAAGAGCAGAAUCCUACUUUGGGGACAGCUACUGCAAUUUACAGGCCUUCCAAGAUGUCUCCAGCUUCCACCUGUCACUACAGAUUAAGACAAGUCGGCGAAGUGGGCUUCUGCUCCUGGCUGCAGGAAUGGAGGACUACCUGUUCCUUGAGCUUCAAAACGGGAAAGUACAGGCACGGAUGAACUUGGGGCCUGGCGAGGUGACACUAUCCUCAUCCCAGGGAGUACAGUUGAACAACCUCCUGGACCACAAAAUCUCACUGACGUUGCAGGAUGGCAAGCUCACCAUGAUAAUCGAUGAGCUCUUCCCAACAUAUAUUCCUGUGAACGAUGAUGGUGAACAGCUCAAUAUUGACCUGGGCAUUUGGCUUGGAGGAACAGGUGACCUGGAUGCUCCCUACCUCAGCAAUGCCAUUCCCCCUUUCCGUGGGUGCAUGACUGAGGUCAAAUUUGAGUCCCAUCAGUUUGAUAUUCUCAGCACAGCACCUAAACAUUGCGACAACACAAAGGACUCCUGCAGCAGUGAGUUUGAGGCUGGUGAUGGCGAAGCAACUAGUUUCAGCACUCCUGAUUCCUUUGUUUCUUUCCCCACCUGGAGCGGGGCAAGUGGUGCUCCAAGAGUCUUGGAGUUCCUAAUGAAAACUACCAUUGAGGAUGCAUUACUUGUUUUCCACCCUGGCCGAGAGUCAGACUUCAUUGCUAUUGGUGUUAUGAAAGGCUAUCUCAAAGGUGUGCUGGACCUCGGCACUGGAAUGGAGGUACUUGACAAUACCCAGGUGCAGCUGGACGAUGAUCAGUGGCAUAGAGUUAAGGUUCAGAUCAGUCAGGAUUCUUUUGUUAUUAUGGUAGAUAGCCAAUCUUCCACCCUCCCCCUUGACCCUUCACAAAAACUGGACUUAGUUGGAAACCUGUAUUUAGGAGGCAUUCAGGGAAAAAUGAAGGAAGUCUUUCGUGAAAGUGGGUCGUUAAGUCGGGCAGAGGAGGAAGUUACAGCUGAAUCUUUUAUUGGUUGUUUUGGGGAAAUCAAAGUAAAUCAGAAGGAUCGAAGCCUACAGGAUGCUUUGGUGACCAAAGAUGUUCAUGUUAAAUGUGAAGGAGAGGACUAUGACUACUCAAGUUAUUAUGAUGUAGACACAACUACAACUUCCCCUCCUGUCCGCAUCCGAUAUGUCGAUAUGGACUUGAAUGAACAACAUUGCUACCCAACGGAUGACACGCCAGAGAUAUUCAAAAAUGUAACAAGGCUUCUUGAUGUCACCCCAUUGUUUGUGCCUGAAGGUGGGGAAGUUUUUCUUGAUAUCAACAACUUAAGCCCUACAUUUGACCUCAGUGCUGCAGGAAUGCGUCAGUCACAGAUUAUCUUCACUCUUCAGAAUGAUCCCUGGUUUGGCCUGGUUGAUAUGAACAUUAACACAAAACGUACACAAAAGUUCACUCUUCUGGAUGUCGUCAAUAAGAAAAUUAAGUAUAUGCAUGAUGGAAAUGAAAGGCAUGCAGAUCAAAUCCAGCUGGAGGUGGUUGUUCACGGUAAUGAUUACCUUCCAGAAUGUCUAAAAAGUCCCCGUGAUUAUGUCAUCCCAAUUGAAAUACUUCCUGUCAAUGAUAUACCACAACUUAGUGGCGGAGAAAUCACCAUCACACAAAAUGGCAGGACUCGUCUGAGCCCCAGCCUUAUCAGAAUCACGGAUUCUGACACCCGCUGUGAUGAAUUAGUAGUAACUGUAACCUCCGAGCCACCCAGUGAAGUUGGUUACUUAGAAAAUGGUCAACGGCCAGGAAGAAGCAUCUCAGAGUUCACUUGCAGGGACUUGAAAGAUGGAAAUGUCUAUUUUGUACACAGAGGAGGUAGUGCUGGUGGAAUUACCCUGGAAGUGUCUGAUGGACAGUCAGUAAGCCAUUCAACUACUUUAAAGUUGUCUGUGACACAGCCACAUAUGACUAUUGUUACAAACACUGGCCUUCUCUUGUCUCAAGGGGGCAACUCAUCCAUAGGUAUUCAAAAUCUGGCUGCCCUCGCUCAUCCUCGUAAUGGAGAUAUUAUGUAUAAUGUCACACAACCGCUGUUAUUUGGAGAACUACAGAUAAUGACAAGUGAUGGAAUGUACAAGCAGGUUACAACUUUCCAUCAGUCUGAUCUGGAUCAAAACUGCCUCAGAUACAUUAGCACAGACUCAAGUGACCAGGAGGAUAUUGUGGUGGAGCGGAUUCAGUUUGACACCCAUCUGGGGCAGUUCUCCCUUUGGAACAACACCUUCCUAGUAAAGAUCAUGCCUGCACAAGUGAAAGUUUCCAACCUGGUUCCACUGGAAAUGGAGGCUGGUGAAGAGCUAACAAUCGGACACACAGAGCUUCAGGCUGAAGUAAAGGGGAAAAACCUAGAUCCACAAACUAUUAAAUACAUCCUUGUCAAGCCUCCAACACUGGGUAGUCUGCAGUUGUUAGACAGAGAGCUAGCUGAGGGUGAUAUGUUCACCCAGAAGGACAUUUUGGACAGUACUGUUAGCUACAGGGUCCGGGUGCAAAGAGCUGUGGAUAGUACAGACCAGUUUCAGUUCAGAGUCUUUGUUGAGGAUCAGUACUCUCCUCUGUACACCUUCCCAGUUAACAUCCUCGCCAAUGCAGAUGCUCCUGUUUUGACCAAUGAGAGGCUGGUUGUAUUGCAGGGUGGUGAGCAUACACUAAACAAAAACUAUCUUUGGAUGGAGUCACCAAGUUCUACAGAUUUUGUUUACCGGGUCACACAAGGGCCAAAGUAUGGGCGACUGAUAAGAGACACCCCGCCUGGGCAGCCUAGAUUUGAGGGGGCAAUUAGAGUUUUCAGCAAUGAAGACCUCCAAGUUGACAGGCUUAUUUAUAAGCAUGAUGGCUCCAAGACAAGCAGUGAUGAGUUCCAUUUCUCAGCAUUUGAUCCAGGAGCAGAAAGUUCAGAUGCUCAGGAAACAGUGAGUGGUGUUUUCAGAAUAUCAAUCCAGUCCAAGAAUGAGCAUGCUCCUGUGAGAGUUGUGGAUAAAGUCUUCAAUGUGGUCCGCUAUGGUCAGCGUCUGCUAACAACCGAUAUCAUUCAGUUCAAGGAUGAUGACUCAGGUUUCAAUGACACCCAAAUUGUCUAUGCCCGUGAGGGAAUCCUCUCAGGCAAUAUCGUCUCAACAUCUAAUCCUUCACAGCCUCUUUUCCGUUUCACACAAGCCGACCUGCGAAAUAAGAACGUCCUCUUCAUUCACCACGGAGCAGAUCGGGAACGCUUCUCACUCCAGGUAUCAGAUGGCUUCCACAAGACUACUGCACUACUUCAGAUCCAGGCAGGUGAGCCCUACCUGCGAGUGGUGAACAACACAAUCAUUGUCAUAGACCAUGGAGGCACCAAGACCCUUAACACUACCCUUUUGAGUGCUGACACCAACAUGGACAUCAGAGACAACAGUGAGAUCAAGUUUCAGAUUACAUCGCCACCUAGCGAUGGUAGGAUUAUUGUGAGUGGGAUUGAGGCUUCAGCAUUCACCCAGGAGGACCUGAAAAAAGGUGUUGUGUCAUAUGAGCAUAAUUAUGAGAGUCUGAGGUCUAAGGACUCUUUCAGUUUCACCGUCCAAGCACAAGGACAUUCUGAAGAGGGCACAUUCAGGAUUAAAAUAUUCAAGCAAGGAUACCUCUCUGAGCCUGAGGUGGCAACCAAUGAGGUCAUCAUUUCCUAUGAGGGAGAGCACACCAUCAUCAACUAUAAUCAUCUCAAGGUGGAGCAAGCUGAUAUUCUGCCGACAGAAAUGGUGUUCACCAUUAAAGAGCCUCCUCGUCUUGGUCAUGUGGUCAAGCUGACAAACAGUUCAGACGGCAUGGCCUCGCCUGUCCUCGAUUACAUUCACACCUUCACUCAAGAAGACAUUGAUCAGGGGCGCAUUCUCUAUGUGUCUGCAUCCACCCAGGGCAAUGACGCCUUCACAGUGGAUGUCAGUAAUGGUUUUACCAUGGUGGAAGACUUGGAGAUCUCUGUGAACGUGGUCCCCCGGAUCAUCCCCAUCCAGAUCUUCAACUUUACCGUGAAGGAAGGCCUUAGCAGAGCAAUUAAUGCAGAUAUUGUAAACAUCUCACAUCCAUUCUACAGCUCAGCUAACAUCGACUUUGUUGUGGAAGAGCAGCCACAGCAUGGGGACAUCCGCUACCUCGAUGGGGAUGAACUUUCUUACUUUACAUGGGAAGAGGUGAAACUUGGACAUGUCUACUACAUGCAUGACAGCACCGAGACCACAGAGGACAGUUUUACGCUCUCUGCCACGGCUUAUGAGAUUGAGCGCCGGAGCCUCCCUGUCACCAUCUCAGUGACUGUCAUACCAGUCAACGACGAGCCGCCAAGGCUGACACGUAACACAGGACUGGAGGUUCUUGCUGGAGAGGAAGCUGAUAUCACCUCCAGCAUGCUGAACACUGAGGACGCUGAUACCCCUGCAGAGGAACUGGUCUACCAGGUCGAGGUGCCAACCAAUGGCAUAGUGGCGUUGAAAGAGGCGCCCGAGGAGAGCAUCCUGAAUUUCACACAGGCUCACAUAAACAAAGGAGAGGUCAUCUUCAUUCACGAGGGUGAGGACUCUGGUGGUUUCGGUUUCACAGUGACAGACGGAGAGCACACAUCUCCUCUCUACCAAUUUGUCAUCACAGCCAGGCCUCUCACCAUCACCAUGGCAACGCAGGAGGAGCUCAUGGUAUUUCCAGGAACAAGGCAGCCCAUCACAAGUGCCAAUCUGGGGGCUGUAACCAAUGAAGAUGGAAAUGAGAUAAGCUACUCACUUAUACGCCCACCUCGUUUGGGAAGACUCAUCCUGGCCAAUGACAGGAACCAGUAUGAGGAAAUUACCCACUUCUCACAAACACAGCUGGAGUCAGGAGCAGUCUACUACGAGCACCAGAUACCUGAGGAGCCCUUUUGGGUGGUGAGGGACUCCAUAGAGCUCACUCUGUCAUCCCAGCCAGCUCCAGAUGUCCGUCACAUCCUGCCCAUCACCAUCUCUUAUUAUGCAGCUCACAGCAACAUCUCCUCACAGCUGUGGAAGAACAAAGGUCUGGACAUUGUGCAGGGCCAGAGGAAAACCAUUGACAAUUCAAUCCUUGAUGCCUCCAACCUUCUGGCUAGCGUACGUGAAGCUGAAGAUGUGGAUGUGGUUUUUGAAAUUAAGCGUUUCCCUGACCACGGUCGUUUAACCCUGGGUGGUCAGGACCUGCCCCGUAAUGCCCCAUCCUUUAUGCAGGACGAUGUAAAUCAAGGAAAGCUGGAGUAUCUCCAUGAUGACUCAGGGGCCUCUUUUGACAGCAUCUCUUUCAGGGCCCGCCUAAAGUCUGAGGGUGGUGGUGUGGCCUCACCUGCCGAGUCUGUGGUCCUAGAGGAGAUCUUUAACAUCUCAAUCAAACGGCGAGGCUCUGACCCACCGGAACUAGUUACUACAGACAUGCUCUUGGAGGUUCUUCAAAGCUCCAAGACCAUCAUGACCAAGAAACAUCUCAACACUCAAGACGAGGACAGUCCACCAGAUGAGGUGCACUUCAAGGUGACUAAAGCCCCUAGCAACGGCCAACUGGUUGACUUACUCACAAUGGACCCCAUCUCUGAGUUCACACAAGAGAUGGUCAAUCAUGGGCAGGUGGGCUUCUGCAGUAAUGACAGUCUUGCAGAUGGCUUUAUGGAGUUCAUUGUGUCAGAUGGAGAACACCAAACAGAACCACACACACUCCACAUUGGUGUCCUAGCUCGUACCUUGUUUCUUGACAAAUCUCCUGAGAUCAAAGUGAAACAAGGCGAUGAUGAGACCCUAGUAACUGAAGAGAUGUUGAGGGCCACUACCAGAGGCCCUGUUGAGGAAGACAUCCUUUACAAGAUCACAAGUGUUCCUAAAUAUGCGGCUGUCAUGGUAGACCGGCAGCCCACGUCAGCCUUCACCCAGAAACAGAUCAAAGAAGGCAGAGUCAGUGUCCGGUUUGUGAAGUCUACUUCACCUCGCGAUAGCGUUGCAUUUAUGGCCCGCAGUCGGGCUGCUAAUGUCUCCUCUGUCCUAAACAUCACAGUCCAGCCUCUGGCCAACAUUGCUCAGGAUCCUCUCCUACCCAAAGGUACUCUUGUCCAACUGGACAGGAAGCUUCUGGAUGCAUCUCCACUGGAAAACAAGACCAGAACAUCCCCCACAUUCACUGUCAUCCAACAGCCACGGGGGGCUCGUUUUGUAAGGUCUGGAGGUCCUGGUGCAGGUCAGCCAGUGGACACAUUCAGCCAAAGGGACUUGGAUGAGGGCCGUGUAGCCAUGGAAAUCCUAAAUCGCUCUUCUGGGUCACGAGGUGGUACCACUAAGGAUGAGGCCCGUUUCCUGCUCAAAGCCCACGGGGUGCCACCUGCUGAAUGUGUGCUCUCCUUCAAGACAGGCCCCUACAAUGCCUCUGGGGUCUAUCCCGCCACUCUGUUGAGAAUCCCCCCUACUCCACCCAGCCCCCACUGGAAGGGCAACUUGGACUUGGAGGAUGCCCCCACUACAGCAUCUUCUGGCUCAGGCAAACGGUAUGUUUCCAGACGCAGCAACUUCUGGUCUAUUCUGAUCCCAAUCCUAGUAAUCCUCCUCCUUGUGCUGCUGGCAGCCAUCUUGGCCUACUACCUGAUCCGUAAGAACAAGACAGGCAAGCACGAUGUCCAGACAGCAGCGUCCAAGCCCAAAAACGGAGAGGUGGCCAGCACAGAAACCUUUCGCAAAACUGACCCAGCCAAUAACAUCCCCAUGUCCAACAUGGACUCCAAAGAUGCAGACCCAGAGUUGUUGCAGCACUGUCGGACAACGAACCCGGCCUUGAAAAAGAACCAGUACUGGGUCUGAGACCCUUUGAGAUAAAGUAGGACACAGAGAGAGGUGGAUCCUCAAGUGAUUGGAAACCUCCUCAAAUAAUUCCUCUCAGUAUUAAAGACCUCUUGCCACAGCAGUUUAAAUGAAAAUAAUUUUUUGACGCCAUUGGUUAUUUACUUAUCUAAACACAACUGUGGACAAAUUCUCAGGCAAUGAAACACUGAAUACUUAUUGGCAAAGAAAGAGGCAGUUUCUUAUCUUAGGAGGCUUAUGCCAUGUCUAUUUAUUUUAGUUUUAUCAUUCCUCUUUGUCAAAGGGCACAGAUGAAGACAUAAACAUACCAUGUGUUUGCAAGAAGUAUUUUGGGUGUGCUCUGUCAUUGUAUUCCAUAUGAUAUCAUAGGCCAAUAUUAUUCAUUUGAGUGGAUAGGUAAUUUAAAGUCUUCAUAAUAGUAUGAUUUUAGUUUUUGGUUCAUCAGAAAAGUUGAUAUGCGUGUACAUAGAUGAUGAGGUAAAUAUAUGCUGUAUUAUCGAGAAGAUGACAAACUGCCUCUUAGUGUUUUCUCUUUAUUUUUCAAUGUUUUAAAGGUACCGUUGUAUGUUGUUUCUCAGGGCUAAAUUCAGUUUUAAAAAAUAGUUUGAUGUCUUUGGAAAUGCGCUAUUUCACUUUCUUGCCAUAAGUUUGAUACGGUACAGCUUCUCAUCUAACUCUCAACAAGAAAGCGAAUAAGCUUAUUUCCCAAAAUGUCAAUCUUGUACUUCAGUGUCAUCACACAAUACAUUUCAGUAGUUUGAUUUUUGCGUGGAAAGCAGAUGGUUUAGUACUAAAAACUGUUUAAAAUGAAAAACUUGUUAUAACAAGUUUUGAUUGAAUUUAGCUCAGAGUUAUGUCAUCAUCUGUCAUAUGUUUAUUAUUUCUGCAUGCUUCCAGAGUGCUUGUAAAUAUUCACUGGACUGGCACAGCACUGACCGCAAAACUAAAAGUACACAGUUUGUAGACCACAGGCAGGACAUUAUUUUGGUAGUAUUGGUCUUUAACACAUCCGUAUUGGCUGACAGGCACAGGUGAGGUCAUCUUAAACUGAGAUGUUUCCAGUUUCCAAGUCUGCAAUUAAGAAUUAGUAAAUACUGGUUGGUGCUGGGGUGGGGCUAAUGAAAAAAAUGCUCCACUAGUUAGGUUACAUGAUUUAAAAUGAAGACAGACAGAGUUUAAGUCUUCAAAGCUAUUUUUGAUUUUAAGCAUUCCAUAUGUAAGCUGAAUAUACUGUUGGUCAUAUUUCAUAGGUUGAAGUUAAGAAGAAUGUUACUGUAACUGAGACUCUCUUUAGAUUUCUUUUUUUUUUUUUUUUGUCACUCCAACCUGUCAUGGUUAAGUUAUCUAAUUGUUGAAUGUUGAAUACUUAAAAGACUUAUUUGUAAGUUUUGCUAUUGCUAAAUAGUCAGUGUUAGCAUUAACAGCUGUUUACUGAUGAGUCCAGAAGAAACAUUGUGAAUUCGGCAUCAUACUUCAUUCCUGUACUUGCCACGAGCUUGCUAGUUAGCAUGCUAACCAGCUAGCCCCCACCCAGGCAGCCUGUCUAGUCACUUUUCAAAAGCAACUCACUAUAGCAUCCAGACUGCUUUAAAGAAGCUCCACAGAGGGUGAAUUCUAACCUCUAGUAUUGUAAAUUGCAAUGAUGGCUGAAGCUCUUGGUAAGUGACGAUCACCACCUCCCGCUCCUGGCAAGAAAUUAUAUUCAGCAGCAGAGAAAACUUAUAAAGAGCUUCUCUUAAGUUGAUGUAGUAAGUGUACAAUGGGAAAACUUAUUUGAUCCACUAAAGAAAAGAAAGACUCAAACAACAAAUUUUUCUGAAAAAUGUUUUACUCUUUGCUGUAUAUUUCUUUUCUCAUACUGUAUACCAAUGACACCUUAUUCUUUGUUAGUCAUAUACUGAAUAUACAAUAAUUUCUUUGCAGUAUUCAUCAUCUAUUGAUUUUUUAUUUUUGUAGUGUUUUGAGAGCAGGAAAUGUAGGUAGAUUUACAGACAGCACAGAGCUCAGGAAGUGAUGUGUGUCAGGAAACUGUGUGUUUCCAGCAACAUUAUCUCUUACAGAUAGCGUAAAUAAAAUGAUAGAUCCCUCAUUCAGGAUACCACAUCCACAUCUUACCAGUUUUAUGUGUAAAUAUUCUGUGUUAGAGUAAGAUUUUUGGGCGUCAAAGGUAUAUAUACAUGUAACUGCAUUUAAUUAGAUUGAUCAACCACAAAGUAUGCGUGACUGUGUGUGUCUGUGUGUGUGUUUGUGCAGGUGCCCAUCUCACUCUCUUUUCUGCUUCCUGAAGGUCAGAUUUUCAUCAACACCACUCAUUUUUCAUUAUUUAUUAUUUCUGUCACUCCCCACACAUCAGUUCAUUCCCAAGUUAUGUGCUCUGUGAGAGAUUAAACUUUUAUCUGUAAACUGCAGGUGCCUUUGAAAAUAAUGGUAACACAAAGCAAUGUUUAGAUUCUGAAAAUAGAACAUAAAUGUCUAUUAAAGCUGCAGUAUGCCUCUGAGCUUGUUCUCAGCACUAAUGGAAAUAAAAUGUUCAUGCAACAAAA
Molecule: messenger RNA, 9813 nt
Organism: Lates calcarifer (barramundi perch)
Lineage: Eukaryota; Metazoa; Chordata; Actinopteri; Centropomidae
Gene: cspg4
Product: chondroitin sulfate proteoglycan 4
Exons: 12
Coding region: 383-7270 (2295 amino acids)
Source: RefSeq, a predicted model, not a curated record